GAGAGACGUUACACAAUGCCCACCACCCAUCAUCUAUCUCCAUCAGACACCAUUGCAUGGUUACAAUAACCAGCAUCUCCACAUCUCCAGUGAACAUGGCAUCCAAAUGUCUAACCCUCCAUCAUCUCCUUCCUCACUCCACUACUCCUUUCCUCACCUCCAAAACUCCAUUCCCUCAUUACUCCUCCACCCACCUUUGCAACAGAUUUCCCACCAAACACCUCCUAAUGAAAUGCUCCAACUCUCCAACCCCCACACCAUCACCACCACCCAACUCUACCUUCUCCCCUGACCCCACACUCACAAACCAAGAACUCAACCCAACUUCACCCACCCAAAGAACCUUCUCCGGCCUAGAAAUCGCCAGCCUCUGGGUCGGCCUCGUCGUCGGCGUCCCCUCCUACUACCUCGCCGGCAGCUUAGUCGACCUUGGCAUGGCAUGGUGGCAAGGCAUCGCCACCGUAAUCGCCGGCAACAUCAUCCUCCUCUUCCCCCUCAUCCUCACCGGCCACCCCGGCACCCGCUACGGCAUCUCCUUCCCCGUUCUCGCCCGAUCCUCCUUCGGCAUCCACGGCGCUCACAUCCCCACCCUCCUCCGCGCCCUCGUCGGUUGCGGCUGGUACGGCAUCGAAUCAUGGAUCGGCGGCGACGCCAUUUUCCUCCUCCUCCCAAAAUCCAUUACAGAAAUCUCAUUCUCGAAAUCUCUACCUUGGCUUGGAACUUCCCCUCUUGAAUUUUCAUGCUUCAUGGUCUUCUGGGUGUUGCAAUUGGCCAUUGUGUGGAGAGGAAUCGAUGGAAUUCGACAGCUUGAGAAAUUUGCAGCUCCAAUUCUCAUUGCUCUAACUUCAUGCCUUCUAAUUUGGUCUUAUGUCAAUGCUGGUGGAUUCACUCACAUGCUUGCUUUAUCUUCUAGGCUUAGCAAUUCUGAGUUUUGGGCUGUGUUUUUCCCUGCUCUUACUGCUAACAUUAGCUUUUGGAUCACUGUGGCAAUUAACAUACCUGAUUUCACUCGCUACGCGAAAUCGCAGAAGGAUCAAGUUAUAGGCCAAAUUGGGCUUCCAAUUUUCAUGGGGGCAUUUACAUUUGUUGGACUAGCAGUUACCUCAUCCACCAAAGUGAUUUUUGGUGAAGUGAUUUCAAACCCGAUUCAGCUUCUUGGGAGAAUUGGUGGCUUUGGAACUACUAUACUUGCUAUUCUUGGUAUUAGUCUUGCUACUGUUACAACCAACAUUGCUGCUAAUGUCGUCGCGCCUGCGAACGCACUAGUGAAUCUCAACCCGGCUUGGUUCACGUUUAGAAGAGGCGCUAUUCUGACCGCGCUUCUUGGGAUUGCGUUUCAGCCGUGGCGGCUUCUGAAGUCGAGUGAGAGCUUUGUUUAUACUUGGCUUGUUGGGUAUUCUGCAUUGAUGGGUCCUAUUGGAGGGAUUGUUCUAGCGGAUUAUUAUCUUAUACAGAAAAUGAACUUGAGUAUAAAGGAUUUAUACUCAAGGAGUUCUAAUGGGGUGUACUAUUAUUCUAGGGGUUUUAAUGUAGCUGCAAUUGUGGCUCUGGUUGUUGGAAUUUUACCUGUGGUUCCUGGUUUCUUGCAGAAUGUUGGAAUGGCAACUUCAGUUCCUAAUGCUUUUGUUGUGAUCUACAACAAUGCUUGGUUUAUUAGCUUCUUUUCUGCUGGGUUUUUGUAUUGGGUUCUAUCAAGUUUGAGAGGGAAACCAGAUAAAACUUCGGCUGGAGACCCUCUUUUGCCAGUUGCAGAGUAAAUAUGGAGGAGUUCAUGGAUCUACUCGCCAAAUGUUUGUGUAAAUGUUGUACAUUGGCAAUGGCAUAUACCCAGUAAAGUAAACAAACUUUCUUAGACACUUCAAUAUUUAGACAAAGACUACCAUGCUGUAUCAAUUUGAACUAUGGAAGAUUUCAUUAGUUAAUCAGUUAAAUCUUCGAUGUGCCAUAUUAUAUUGGAGUCGGGUGUGUUUGUGAGUGAGUUUCGGAGGGAAGGGAGGGGAAGGGGGAGACUUAUGACUUAUGAGAAGCCCUCCUCUUGUUUGAGAGAUUUUAAAAAUGAGGGAAAUUUUUUAGAACCCUCUAAAACUCUCCAAUUCCAUGACCCUCCAUUGGAUGAAAAA
This is a messenger RNA of Lotus japonicus, 2120 nucleotides long. RefSeq names its product purine-uracil permease NCS1-like. Lineage: Eukaryota; Viridiplantae; Streptophyta; Magnoliopsida; Fabales; Fabaceae. Gene Ontology annotation, cellular component: plasma membrane. Gene Ontology annotation, biological process: transmembrane transport; nucleobase transport. The transcript has a single exon. The record is from RefSeq and is a predicted model, not a curated record. Gene Ontology annotation, molecular function: nucleobase transmembrane transporter activity. The coding region runs from base 57 to 1757 and encodes 566 amino acids.